This is a messenger RNA of Caenorhabditis briggsae, 1020 nucleotides long. The coding region runs from base 1 to 1020 and encodes 339 amino acids. NCBI's taxonomy places the organism in Eukaryota, Metazoa, Nematoda, Chromadorea, Rhabditida, Rhabditidae. The transcript has 3 exons. The record is from RefSeq and is a predicted model, not a curated record.
AUGUCCAAAUGCUCCAAGCCAUUGCUCUACGAAUCGCUGACUACUAUCAUAAAAUUCACAGAACCAAAUCUUCGAAUCCACCUCACCCGACGUCUUCCAUCGAUCAAAACCGUUGCCAAAUCGACGCUUUUGAAAAUCGAUAGUCUAAUUUUCGAAAAAGACAAAACUAUCGUGAAUGGGACCAUUUAUCAGAUAGGGUGCUGUUUGAACCUGAUCCCUGGACCUCAUCAGAAUGAAGACGCUCAAAUUAAAGACGAAGAGCAAUUCGGCGACUUGCAAUUGGUGCCCACGAGAUAUACGCACUUUAGAGAAGUUUUCGAAAAUGUGCUGCCGUCCUCCCAGCUUACGAUCCAGGAUUCUAACGGCCAACAAACAUACCGAUCCUCCUUUACCGUUCCCCAAGGAUUGCGGUACAUGAAUACUGUAAUCCUCCGAGGACAUCCGAUCCGUAUCAACGAAUUCCACGUGGCAGAAGGUGUUCAAACUAUUCGAUUGCCAAUUGGAAUCAAAUUCACUAUCAAGAAGAUUAAUGUAGAUAUUAUGCAUGUUGGAAAAUUCGAACCAAUUUUGGACAGCUUUCCUGAGCAAGUGGAGCUUAUGAAUAGUUCCGUUUUUGAAGAUACACUCGAAGAAAAUCUCAAUGGUCCUAUUGUUAAAAACGCCAAAAGACUUAUCAUCAAAGAAUUAGCACCCUAUACACGGAUACUAAAUAUUAGACGGCUUAGCAAUCUGGAGGUGGAUUUGCGGUACUGUAAGACAGAACUCACACAGGUUCUGGGGCUUGUUCAAAAUUGUGUAGCUGAUGGGCGGCCUGUUGGGACCACGUACUGGAUUGGAUUUGCAUUUCUCAACGAGGGAAUGAAGUGUUUGAAUGGGAUCAGAAAUCAAAUGUCUGUGCGCAGUUCGACUAAAAGCUCAAUAAUCCUAUCGAUGCGUGACGGAUCGAUCCUCAAAAUCCUGCUAAAACAAGACGGCAAACGUUGGGUUUUACGAUUUAAAGUUGCUGCGGAUCUACCUUAA